GGUGAAGCCUUUUGUUGAGACAAUUUUCUGUAGUUUAUGAACCAAAAUAAUACAUACACUGAAUGUUACAGAAGCGUUGAAAGACUGCUCUGUCAUGAGUACUGACAGUAACUCAUUGGCACGUGAAUUUCUGGUCGAUGUCAACCAGCUUUGCAAUGCAGUGGUCCAGAGGGCGGAGGCCCGGGAAGAAGAAGAGGAGGAGACACACAUGGCAACCCUUGGACAGUACCUUGUCCAUGGGCGAGGGUUUCUGUUACUUACCAAGCUAAACUCUAUCAUUGACCAGGCCCUGACAUGCAGAGAAGAACUCUUGACUCUUCUUCUGUCGCUCCUUCCCUUGGUGUGGAAGAUACCUGUCCAGGAACAGCAGGCAACCGAUUUUAACUUGCCAUUGUCAUCUGAUAUAAUCCUGACCAAAGAAAAGAACUCAACUUUGCAAAAGUCAACUCAGGGAAAAUUAUAUUUAGAAGGAAGUGCUCCACCUGGUCCGAUUUCUGCAAAAGUAAACCUUUUACGAAAAAGCAGACGACAGCGUAAAAGUACCCAUCGCUAUUCUGUAAGAGAUGCAAGAAAGACACAGCUCUCCACCUCUGACUCCGAAGGCAACUCGGAUGAGAAAAGUCCAGUUGUGAGUAAGCACAGGAGGUCCCAUGUGCUGCCCCGGCUCCUGAUGCAGUCUCCUAAGGAAGAUCACCUCAUAGCCAAACUUGACCCCUCUGCAACCAAAGAACAGGUCCUUUCUAACACCAUGGCUUUGGGAAACUCCAGAGAAGUCAUUCCGAGACAGGAUUCAAAUGGUGACGUGUUAAGUGAGCCAGCUGCCUUGUCUAUUCUCAGUAACAUGAGUAACUCUCCCUUUGACUUGUGUCACGUUCUGUUGUCGCUGUUGGAGAAGGUCUGUAAGUUUGACAUUGCUGUGAAUCACAAUUCUUCCCUAGCAGCCAGUGUAGUCCCCACACUGACGGAGUUCCUAGCAGGCUUUGGGGACUGCUGUAACCAGGGCGACACUUUGGAGAGACAGGUGGUUUCCGCAGGUUGGACUGAAGAGCCGGUGGCUUUGGUUCAACGGAUGCUCUUUCGAACUGUGCUGCAUCUUAUGUCAGUAGAUGUCAGCACAGCAGAGGCAAUGCCAGAAAGUCUUAGAAAAAAUUUGACUGAAUUGCUUAGGGCAGCUUUAAAAAUUAGAGCUUGCUUGGAAAGGCAGCCUGACCCUUUCUCACCAAGACAAAAGAAAACACUACAGGAGGUGCAGGAGGGCUUCGAGUUUUCCAAGUAUCGUCAUAGAGCCCUUCUUCUACCUGAGCUUCUGGAAGGAGUUCUACAGCUCCUUAUCUCCUGUCUUCAGAGUGCAGCUUCAAAUCCCUUUUACUUCAGUCAAGCCAUGGAUUUAGUGCAAGAAUUUAUUCAGCACCAAGGAUUUAAUCUGUUUGAAACAGCAGUUCUUCAGAUGGAAUGGCUGCUUUCGAGGGAUGGUGUUCCUUCAGAGGCUGCAGAACACUUGAAAACCCUGAUAAACAGUGUGAUGAAAAUAAUGAGUACUGUCAAAAAAGUGAAGUCAGAGCAACUUCAUCACUCCAUGUGCACGAGGAAAAGGCACCGGCGUUGUGAGUAUUCCCAUUUCAUGCAGCACCACCGUGAUCUCUCAGGUCUCCUGGUUUCAGCUUUUAAGAACCAGCUUUCUAAAAGUCCCUUUGAAGAGACUGCAGAGGGAGAUGUGCAGUAUCCCGAGCGGUGCUGCUGCAUCGCAGUGUGCGCUCACCAGUGCUUGCGCUUGCUGCAGCAGGCUUCCCUGAGCACCACCUGUGUCCAGAUCCUAUCAGGGGUACACAGUGUUGGAAUCUGUUGUUGUAUGGAUCCUAAGUCUGUGAUUAUCCCUUUACUCCAUGCUUUUAAAUUGCCAGCAUUGAAGAAUUUUCAGCAGCACAUACUGAAUGUCCUUAACAAACUUCUUUUGGAUCAGUUAGGAGGAGCAGAGAUUUCACAGAGAAUUAAAAAAGCAGCUUGCAACAUCUGUACUGUGGAUUCUGACCAGCUGGCUCAGUUAGAGGAGACACUGCAAGGCACCUUAUGUGGUGCUGGCCCUUCCUCUGGCUUGCCCAGUCCUUCUUACAGAUUUCAAGGGAUCCUGCCCAGCAGUGGGUCUGAAGACUUACUGUGGAAAUGGGAUGCACUGGAAGCUUACCAGAACUUUGUCUUUCAAGAAGACAGAUUGCAUAACAUCCAUAUUGCAAAUCACAUUUGCAAUUUAAUCCAGAAAGGCAAUAUAGUUGUUCAGUGGAAAUUGUAUAAUUAUAUUUUUAAUCCUGUGCUCCAAAGAGGAGUUGAAUUAGUACAUCAUUGUCAACAGCUCAGCAUUACUUCAGCUCAGACUCAUAUGUGUAGCCAACUGAAACAGUGUUUGCCUCAGGAAGUGCUUCAGAUUUAUCUAAAAACUCUGCCUAUUCUACUUAAAUCCAGGGUAAUAAGAGAUUUGUUUUUAAGUUGUAAUGGAGUAAACCAAAUAAUUGAAUUAAAUUACUUAGAUGGCGUUCGAAGUCAUUCCCUCAAAGCAUUUGAAACUCUGAUUAUCAGCCUAGGGGAACAACAGAAAGAUGCUUCAGUUCCAGGUGUCAAUGGGUUAGAUGUUGAACAGGAGUUGCCAUCCUUAAGUGUGAGUCCUUCUCUCCAUAAGCAACAAGCUUCUUCAGAUUCUCCUCGGAGCCUCAGUAAGUUUUAUGCCAGUCUCAGAGAAGCUUAUCCAAAGAAACGGAAGACCAUUCACCAGGAUGUUCACAUCAACACCAUAAACCUCUUUCUCUGUGUGGCUUUUUUAUGUGUCAGUAAAGAAGCAGAUUCUGAUCGGGACUCUGCCAAUGAGUCAGAAGAUACUUCUGGCUAUGACAGUACUGCCAGUGAGCCAUUAAGUCACAUGCUGCCGUGUCUGUCUCUUGAGAACGUCGUCUUACCUCCCCCUGAAUGUCUGCACCAAGCAGCAGACAUUUGGUCCAUGUGUCGUUGGAUCUACAUGUUGAGUUCAGUCUUCCAGAAACAGUUUCACAGGCUUGGUGGGUUCCGAGUAUGCCAUGAAUUAAUAUUUAUGAUAAUCCAGAAACUAUUCAGAAGUCCUGAAGAGGGGCAAGGAAGAGGGCAGGGAGAAAUGAGUGUAAGUGAAAACCAGGAGUUAAUCAGAAUGUCUCAACCUGAGAUGACGUUGAAGGGAGAUGUGUCGUCUUCAACAGCACCAGAACUGGGACAUCUGAAAAAGAGUGGUGGCAGCUUGGAUGAGUUAGAGUCACAGCCUAUGUUUCCCACAAGUGUAGAGCCGACUUUGGCUACCGAAGCUGUUCCUGGGGAAGCAAAGGCAUUUACGAGUCAAGAAAGUGAGACCUCUCUCCAGAGUAUUCGACUUUUAGAGUCCCUCCUGGCCAUUUGUCUUCAUAGCUCCAGAGCCAGUCAACAGAAGAUGGAUUUGGAGCUACCUCCUCAGAGCUUGUCUGUGGAAAAUAUAUUAUGUGAAAUGAGGGAAUACCUUUCCCAGUCCAAGGUGACGGAAACAGAAUUAGCAAAGCCUUUAUUUGAUGCCCUGCUUCGAGUAGCCCUGGGGAAUCAUUCCACAGAUCUGGAUCCUGGUGAUACUGUGACUGAGAAGAGUCAUCAGUCUGAGGAAGAACUGUUGUCCCAGCCUGGAGAUUUUUCUGAAGAAACUGAGGAUUCUCAAUGUUGUAGUCUGAAACUUCUGGGCGAGGAAGAAGGUUAUGAAGCGGAUAGUGAAAGUAAUCCUGAGGAUGGCGACGCCCAAGAUGAUGGAGUAGAACUAAAACCUGAAGCAGAAGGUUUCAGUGCAUCGAUUAUUCCAAACAACCUACUUGAAAACCUCACUCACGGAGAGAUAAUAUACCCUGAGAUCUGUAUGCUGGAAUUAAAUUUGCUUUCUACUAGCAAAGCUAAACUUGAUGUGCUUGCUCAUGUGUUUGAGAGCUUUCUGAAAAUUGCCAGGCAGAAGGAAAAGAACAUUUCUCUGCUCAUGCAACAGGGAACUGUAAAAAUCCUUCUAGGAGGGUUCUUGAAUAUUUUAACACAAACUAAUUCUGAUUUUCAAGCAUGCCAGAGAGUAUUGGUGGAUCUUUUGGUGUCUUUGAUGAGUUCAAGAACGUGUUCAGAAGAGCUAACCCUUCUUUUGAGAAUAUUUCUGGAAAAGUCUCCUUGUACAGAAAUUCUUCUCCUUGGUAUUCAGAAAAUUGUUGAGAGUGAUUUUACUCUGAGCCCUUCACAGUAUCUAACUUUCCCUUUGCUGCACACCCCAAGUUUAAGCAAUGGUGUCUCACCGCAAAAGUCUCCCGGGAUUCUUAACAGUAAAGCCUUAGGCUUAUUGAGAAGGGCGCGGAUCUCCCGAGGGAAGAAGGAGGCUGACAGAGAGAGUUUUCCCUCUGGGCUGCUUUCCUCUUGGCACAUAGCCCCAAUCCACCUGCCAUUGCUGGGGCAGAACUGCUGGCCACACCUGUCAGAAGGAUUUAGUGUCUCUCUGUGGUUUAAUGUGGAGUAUAUCCAUGAAUCUGAGAGUGCUGCAGAAAGAGGAAAGAAGGUAAAGAAAAGAAACCAGCCAUCCGUUCUACAGGACGGCAGUUUGGAAGCAGCAGAAGGUGAUAGACCAGAAGGUACAGAAUCCAUCAAUCCUGGUGACAGACUCAUAGAAGAUGGCUGUAUUCAUUUGAUUUCAUUGGGAUCCAAAGCAUUGAUGAUCCAAGUGUGGGCUGAUCCCCACAGUGGCACUUUUAUCUUUCGUGUGUGCAUGGACUCAAAUGAUGACAUGAAAGCUGUUUCACUAGCACAAGUUGAAUCACAGGAGAAUAUUUUCUUUCCAAGCAAAUGGCAGCACUUGGUACUUACCUAUCUUCAGCAUCCUCAAGGGAAAAAGAAUGUCCAUGGGGAAAUUUCCAUAUGGGUCUCUGGACAGAGGAAGACUGAUGUCACCUUGGAUUUUGUGCUUCCAAGAAAAACAAGCUUAUCAUCAGACAGCAAUAAAACAUUUUGUAUGAUUGGUCAUUGCUUAACUUCCCAAGAUGAGUUUCUGCAAUUAGCUGGAAAAUGGGACCUUGGAAACUUGCUCCUCUUCAAUGGAGCUAAAAUUGGCUCACAAGAGGCCUUUUACCUGUAUGCUUGUGGACCCAACUACACAUCCAUAAUGCCAUGUAAAUAUGGCAAGCCAGUGGUUGACUACUCCAAAUACAUUAAUAAAGAAAUUUUGAGAUGUGACCAAAUUAGAGACCUUUUUAUGACCAAGAAAGAUGUGGAUGUUGGUCUCUUAAUUGAAAGUCUGUCAGUUGUUUAUACAACUUACUGUCCUGCUCAGUAUACCAUCUAUGAGCCUGUGAUCCGACUCAAGGGCCAAGUGAAAACUCAGCUCUCUCAAAGACCCUUCAGCUCAAAGGAAGUCCAAAGCAUCUUGCUAGAACCUUCUCAACUCAAAAGCCUCCGGCCUACAGAAUGUAAAACCAUCCAGAGCAUUCUGCAUGAGAUUGGUGGGGCUGGUGUAUUUGUUUUUCUCUUUGCUAGGGUUGUUGAACUCAGUGGCUAUGAAGAAACUCAAGCAUUAGCACUGCGGGUUAUAUUGUCUUUGAUUAAGUAUAGCCAACAGAGAGCACAUGAAUUGGAAAAUUGUAAUGGACUUUCUAUGAUUCAUCAAGUGUUGGUCAAACAGAAAUGCAUUGUUGGCUUUCACAUUUUGAAGACCCUUCUUGAAGGUUGCUGUGGUGAAGACAUUAUCUACAUCAAUGAGCAUGGAGAGUUCAAAUUGGAUGUUGAGUCUCAUGCUAUAAUCCAAGAUGUUAACCUGUUGCAGGAACUGUUGCUUGACUGGAAGAUAUGGAAUAAGGCAGAGCAAGGUGUGUGGGAGACUCUGCUAGCAGCCCUGGAAGUCCUCAUCCGGGCAGAGCACCAGCAGCAGCAGUUUAAUAUUAAGCAGCUGCUGAACGCCCACAUCGUCCAUCACUUCCUACUGACUUGUCAGGUUUUACAGGAACACAGAGAGGGGCAGCUUACAUCCAUGCCCCGAGAGGUUUGUAGAUCGUUUGUGAAAAUCAUUGCGGAAGUCCUUGGAUCUCCUCCAGAUUUGGAAUUAUUGACAAUUAUUUUCAAUUUCCUGUUGGCAGUGCAUCCUCCUACUAACACUUAUGUUUGUCACAACCCCACAAACUUUUACUUCUCUUUGCACAUUGAUGGCAAGAUCUUUCAGGAGAAAGUACAGUCAAUCAUGUAUCUGCGGCAUUCUAGCAGUGGAGGGCAAUCGUUUCCCAGCCCUGGAUUUCUGGUGAUAAGUCCAUCUGCCUUUACUGCGUCACUUUCUGAAGGAACCAGUUCUUCCAAUAUUAUUCCACAGCGGAUGGCUGCUCAGAUGGUUCGAUCUAGAAGUCUACCAGCAUUUCCUACCUAUUCACCACUAAUGCAAGCACAAAAACUGGCUGGAAGUUUGGGCUUUAGUAUUGACAAGUUUCUAAGUGUUGCAGAUGCCCACCCAGGGAAGCGGAAUCCCUUAGGAAGUCCCUACACGCUGAAAACAAGCAAAGAGGAAGCAUUCAUCAGUAGCUGUGAGUCUGCGAAAACAGUUUGUGAAAUGGAGGCACUUCUUGCAGCCCAGGCCUCUGCUAAUGGGGUCUCUAGAGGAACACUUGGGUUUCCUAUGGCCAGAGUAGCUCACAGAGACUUGGGAACUGAGUCCAGAUCAGACGAUGACAGUCCUGGGGAUGAGUCCUAUCCACAUCGACCUGAUAAUCUCAAGGGAUUGGCCUCAUUCCAGCGAAGCCACAGCACUAUUGCAAGCCUCGGGCUUGCAUUUCCCUCUCAGAAUGGAUCUGCCACUGCUAGCAGGUGGCCAAGUCUUGUUGAUAGGAAUGCUGAUGAUUGGGAAAACUUUGCCUUUUCUCCUGCUUAUGAGGCAAACUACAACCGAGCUGCAAGUGCUCACAGUGUCACUGAAGACUGUUUGAUACCUAUCUGCUGUGGGUUAUAUGACCUCUUAAGUGGAGUUCUUCUUAUCCUGCCUGAUGCUAUGCUUGAAAAUGUGAUGGACAGGAUCAUUCAAGCAGAUACUCUUCUAGUCCUCGUUAACCACCCAUCACCUGCUAUCCAGCAAGGAGUAAUUAAACUGUUACAUGCGUAUAUUAACCGAGCAUCCAAAGAACAAAAGGACAAGUUUCUAAAGAACCGUGGCUUUUCCUUACUAGCCAACCAGUUGUAUCUUCAUCGGGGAACUCAGGAAUUGUUGGAGUGCUUCACUGAAAUGUUCUUUGGUCGACGCAUUGGCCUGGAUGAAGAAUUUGAUCUGGAGGAGGUGAAACACAUGGAACUUUUCCAGAAGUGGUCUGUCAUUCCAGUACUGGGACUAAUAGAGACCUCUCUCUAUGACAAUGUGCUCUUGCAUAAUGCUCUCUUACUUCUCCUUCAAGUUUUAAACUCUUGUUCUAAGGUAGCAGACAUGUUGUUGGACAAUGGUCUUCUCUAUGUGUUGUGUAAUACAGUAGCAGCCCUGAAUGGAUUGGAAAAGAACAUUCCUUUGAACGAAUACAAGUUGCUUGCAUGUGAUAUACAGCAACUUUUCAUAGCAGUUACAAUCCAUGCUUGCAGUUCCUCGGGCUCACAGUAUUUUAGAGUUAUUGAAGACCUUAUUGUACUUCUUGGAUAUCUUCAGAAUAGCAAAAACAAGAGGACACAAAAUAUGGCUUUGGCCCUGCAGCUUAGAGUUCUCCAGGCUGCUUUGGAAUUUAUAAGGAGCACAGCCAAUCAUGACUCCGAAAAUCCAACAGAUACAGUCCAGUCGCCUUCUGCUCACCACCAUACAGUAUCUCAGAAGCGGAGAAGUAUUGCUGGCUGCACAGGUGCUUUCCCACACGAACACUAUGCUCUGGGAUUUGUGGGCAAACAGCAAGGUACACCAUGUGUCAUCCUCAGGAGUGAAGGGACAGGAUGGCCUUCCAGGAAAGCCCAUAAUUACAGCGACCUCUGGAGCAAGAGAGCAAGACGGCUGGAGGUGGAUCUUUUGGAAACGCAGCCCGCGCACACAUUUGGUCAUCGUAUCUUAGGCUUCUUCAACUUGUGGGAACUUUGCAAGUCACCCGGUUGCCGCUACUCUCAUUCUAGUCCUUCCGACAGCUCUCCUCGUGAGGAGCGCGCGGAUGUCCAGGACCAGGGUGGCAGCAGACUCCAGGUCCGGGGUUCUCCUCCGCCCUCACUUUCCAUAGCGAGGCCCGGGGCUUCCCUGCCUUCUCACCGGGCGUUGCUAAUUGGAGGCCAGCCGGGUACUCCCCGCCGCCCUCCUUAA
Molecule: messenger RNA, 8293 nt
Organism: Peromyscus eremicus (cactus mouse)
Lineage: Eukaryota; Metazoa; Chordata; Mammalia; Rodentia; Cricetidae
Gene: Lyst
Product: lysosomal trafficking regulator
Exons: 29
Coding region: 95-8293 (2732 amino acids)
Biological process (GO): intracellular protein localization
Cellular component (GO): cytosol; membrane
Molecular function (GO): protein kinase binding
Source: RefSeq, a predicted model, not a curated record